AUGAGCGUAACGAUAAAGGUGUACAAGCCCGUGACACCCGGCAGUUGGGGCGAUCUUUGGGUUAGUUCCUUAUAGAAAGAGUAUAUUUAAUAAAUAUAAAAGCUGUGAUAAAAAAAUUAUAAAUUUCAAUUUGAUGCAAUUUUUUUAAGUUUUUAGUGAAAAAUGGUCGGGAUUUUUUUGAACAAGACUGGGUUUUUUUCAGUUUUUUUAAGAUCUUCUUUUAACUUCGAGAACACCAAAUUCACAAAAAAAUGAUCUGGAUCACUGUGAGCCACUCAAGGGAAACUUUUUUUCUGAUUUUAUUUAUUUUUUUAACCUUGUUUGAAACCGUAACCACGUCCACAAGCUUAAUUUUUCAGUUCUAAUAAUUUUAUAUUACCAACUAACUGAAAUUUCCAUAGCUCAGUUUUUUGAUACAAAUGUAUCAUUUUUGAACACAACUAAAAAAAUAGCAAGAUUAUUUUGAAGCUCUAUUUUUUUGAGAGCUUUCUAAACGUUAUUGCCUUGCUCAAUUCAACUUGUUUAAAAAACACGCAAAACUUCACCUCAAAAAUUCAGAAAGAUUAAAAUAAGCACUUUAAAAUGGGUGCAUCAAAAUCAAGUGCCGAGGCAAAUAUGAGCGGCCAGGGCUGAUAUCAACACCAAGUGGUCAAAAAAUAUCACUGCCUUCUGUUUAAACAAGGAGAGAAUCUUAAAACCUCUUCGUAUUGUACAUCGGUAUGAUUAAGAUGGAAAUGUUUCUAGAAAAAAAAAAAUUUAAUUUAUUCAACAUUUUUUUCAGUAUUUUGUACAUCAAAGUGCAGAAUUUUCGUUUUUGAAGAUUGGGAAUUUUCAAAAUUCAAUCCACCUAAAUUACAGAAAUGCAUAAGAAUUCUUUUGUCCGCGUCAUUUUCGAAAAUCGAUAAUGCUCAUUUGAAUAUUUGUUGCGUCAUUUGCUGACUCAUGGGAAAAACCACAGCAUAAGCAAUUUUUCGUAAAAUUUGACAGGAAACUGAAUGAAGCUGAAAGAUAUCAAGCCAUUUUAUGAGUUUUUUUCUAGCUGUUCCGAACUAACGUAAAAAAAUUCCUCAGUAUUUUUGAGUAUUAAAAAUUUAUUUACUGAUUUUUCUUCCACUGUUGAAUAGAAAAAAAGAUAAAAAUGAUAUACUUUUUUUGGAUCCAACUUUUGGAAGCUUAUUUUUCAGCAUUUAGUGGAUUCCCAUCAAAAAUUCAUUAGGUUUUUGAAAAAAGGAGAUGUAGCUCAAGAAAGAAUUUUCCACUUUCUAGGUUUAGCUUAUUCUCACCCGCGCUUCUAACUUCUAUCAAGACCGAAAGGUCCCUAAAAGAGUUUAAUCAUGAUUCCUUAGAGGGAUGAAGCUCAAGAAAGGAUAUCGGAGCCAAUCGACCGAAGCGUUCGCGUUUUGUGGGUGUGGUUGUUUUGAGGGCGCAUAGUGAGCGGCCUGUUCGGCCUGUGGGUGUCUGCCUGUUUGAAAUCUCUCCUCGUCCUCUUUCCCCCGUCCCUCGCCUGGUCGGUCGCUUUUGAUCUGAAGCCCAUCGACUUUGUUUUUUUCUGCUUCUGACGCUUCCCCCAGUAAUUCUGUCGGCCAAACGCCAUUGUUGAAUUGACAAUGGUGUUCUCUGGCAACGUCCGAAGUUACGAUCGGUGUGCUUCCCGCACUAUCAGCGACUCUACAUUCCGUUCCGGUGGAGAUACCUAUCGACUUUCCCGCUCUACUAUGAUUGACCUGUUCCAGUCAACUUUUUUCAACACAUCAUUUUCACAGGAGGACUACAUAUAUAGUCCUACAAUUUAUGGCAAGGUGACUUGACUAUUGGAAAAAGCAUAAAAUUCGAGCCUUAAUAACUAUAUAUCGUUUCAUAGUAAUACCUUAGACUCUGAAAUUGUGUUUUGCACUAUCCAAUUCUUCCAUCAUGUUUUUCAUCGAAACGGGUUGAAGCUAUAAAACAAAUUGACAUCGAGAAUAAGAAAUUCAUCUGAUUUUGCGAGAUCUUGAAACAUAAUUUUAGAUCAUCUAGUUCUCCCAAUUUUUUAUUAUGUUAGAUUUUUGAAGCUUCGAAGAUUUAUCAAUUAUUAUAUUUUGAUAACUUUUAUGUAUGGUUAGCCAGAGUUAAGGAACAGAUUUUGAAAUGAACCAGUUCAUCCAGAUUUUUGAUCAGAAGAAAUGAAUGUUAAAAUCUUGGGAUUAGCUUUGUAUAAAUACAACCAGAAAUAUUAAAAAUUUUUUGUCAAAACAACUUGUUUUUUUAUUAUUUUUAAAUUCAGUGAACUUGUUCUUAUUUCAAUGGGUGGAGCAGAUUUUGAUUGUCGAUUUUUCCAUUUCUUUAAAUUUGAAAAAUCCAUUUUUUGCGAGAGAAAUUUAUUAGUGGAAAAAGUUUGAUUCUGCUGAUUCUAGUUUUCCAAGUUGGAUAUUCAAGAAAGUAGCAAAAAAAUGAGUUGUAAAAGCUGAAGAUUCAAGUUUCAACUGAUUGAAUCUUUUGUGAACGCUUCAUAUUUGGAGAUAGUUUCUUCUCGAUCCUUCGGCUGCAAGUACAGUGUAGGAGACAGAAUUUUGUGUGCCUAGACUAGAUUAGGAAGCUUCGAGCCUCGGAAACGUAUAAACAAAAGUUAAGGUGCAAACAAUUCUUGUUGAACAUCGUUCUAUUUUGAAAAUUGCUUCCCAUUUCAUUCUCAAAACACUGGAACAACGCUCCUCUAUCGUUUCUUCUGAUAAUUAACCUCAUUGGACUGACGCUAUGAGAACGAAAAGUGGCCAACUACUACCAGGGAGGCCGUCGGAAGGGGCCGUUUUUUUCUCCGAGUCGGCUAAGCAGCCAAAGUGUGCCUCAACUCGUAUCUACACUUUCGUGUUUUGUGAAGCGAUCCUUCUCUCCCAGCGGCUAUUAUUCGUUCUUUUGCCGCCGACCUUGAUUUUGAGGCGCAGAAACCCACGUCGUCGCAUAUGCAUACGCGGGUCCGCACAGAUUUGUGUUUUGCAUUACAUGGGGCGGUCUAUUGUGUUCGCAGAAGAUUUGCACUGAUUCUUUUUCCAAAUAGUGACCGCCCGGAAAUAAUGUGUACAAACAUAGAUGUCUGGAUUUUUUUUCGGCUCUUUUUCGAUAGGAUCGAUAAAAGCAAACACUUAAAAGUAUGGAUUGAAAAAAAUUCAUGUCAGGAAAAAUAUUUCAAGGUUUAAUGAUAAGUUUUGAAAAAGACAAAAAAAUCUCUUGGAAAGCAACUACGCUUCAUUGAUAAACUCAUCUAAAUGACAAAUUUAAAUGUAAAAAAAUAAUUUUUUUCAACAAACCCAACGUCGAUGCUGAGAAAUCGAUGAUUUUUUCUCGAAAUAUCAAUCAAAAUGAGCUGCAAAAUUUUUAUCUCAAUAAAGCUGUCCCAUUCAAAAAAUUAAAUUUCCAAUUUUUCCCAUUCACAAAAUCAAAAACCAAGAAACCUAUAUUUUUUCAGGAUCAAAUGGAAAACAUCUCGGCUCACACUCAAAAAGGAAUCGAGUAUCUGGAGAGAAUCGCGACGUUCACCAAGGAAAGAGCCGUUGUCGAAGAGGAAUAUGCAGCUAGGCUUAGGUUGGAUGAAUAUUAGACGAUGAUGAAAAAAUAAUUGAUUUCAGAGGAGUCGCCAAAAAGUUUUUCAAGAAAAAAGAAGAGGAAGAGCUUUGGAGGACUGUUUCUUUUGCCAAAGGCUUCACUGGAAUUGUGAAGGAACUCGAGUCGCUUGCUGGCCAACACGAGGUCUUUCUUUUCUUGUUUCGAAUUUUUUCAAUUCGAAUGCAAACAUAGAUUGGUUUUUUUCGUAAAAAAAGAGUAGUUUUAUGACAAAAAUUAUGUUAUUUGAAAGUUAUAGAAAUUGAACUUAUCUCAUCCAGAACGAGAAAAAAAGGAAAAACGGAGUUUUAAUUAGUUAUUAAAAAAAGGUACAUAACUUGCUUCAAAAAUAGGCCAAAUUAUAUUGAUACAAAUAAAAAAAAGUUUACAGGAAAUUAUUGAAUCCUUAUUUGUUUUUUUUUAACUUAACAGGAAACGUUACCAAUAUGUCUUAAUUCGAAGAAACUUGAAAAUAAAAAAUUUACUUGAGUUGCUCUAAGAUACUAUGACCUUGUUUGCAAAGGCUAGACGCGUAAUGGUUGCGACGCGGCUUUUUCAAAAAAAUUAAUUAUUACGGUAGCAUUGAAAAAAAUCAGAGCACAUAGCAAAUUUUGAUUUAGUCGCAAAAAAAGAAGAAGACUCAUUUUUAACCGCAUCGUGAAGCUUUUUCUUUAUUUUGGAGAAAAAAUGAUUAUUUGUAUUUCUUGAAAAGCUCUUAAAAUGGUUAGCUUCAGGUCAUCUCCGAAUCCUUGAAAAAAGAAGUCGUCAGCUACGCGAUGGAUAAGGCGGCCUUGCACAGAGGGACUCGCAAGCAGAUUCUCAGCGAGAUUCAGAGCGCCCACGCCGAAGUCAACAACGCCGUCAGCGACAUGAUGAAGGCCCACAAGCAGUACGGGUGAGUAUUUUUCUAUCAGAAGUCUUGAAAAAAAUCCUCCGUGUAAAAAUUGUCAAUAUAAAAUUGCAGGAAGGCGUUCAAAGAAGCCGAGGCUGCUUUUCUGAAGUAUACAAAAGCAGAGAAAAACAUGGAAAUUUCUCGUCUUGAUCUCGAGAAAGCCAAGAACAACUCCCAGGUACGCGAUCAUUUCUUUUUCCUCCGAAUAUUUAUAUAUCCAGAUGCGAAAUGGCAUCUGCGAAGAAGCCAAGCAGCAUUACGCCUACGCUGUGUCCAAGGCCAAUGACCUGCAGAGAUGGUAUUUCGAGGAGGAACUUCCCCAAAUUCUUGAGAAAUACAAGGUGCGUAGGGAGAGAUCUUUUUUUUUGUAUUUCAAAAAACUGCAAUUUCAGAACCUUGACCUUGAUCGUAUCAACGACGUCCGAGAAGUUCUCAUGAAGUGCAUCAGUGCCGAGGAGGACGUCCAGCCUAUCAUUGGUAAGAUCCUUCCUUGCUUUUUUGAACUUGUCAAUUUGGAAAAAUUCACCGGCCUAACGUCGAUUAGGAAAUUGCUUACAGUAAAGCCAUAAAAAGAUAAGAAAAAACGCGACAUUGGUCACGACUUUCUUGUGAGGAAUUCAUUCUUCCUGAACUUUUGUAAAAUUGUUUUUUUUUCUGUGAACUGAAAUUUCAUUUUAGUGUUAAAAAUAACAGUCAUCACAGCUCUAGAAAGUUUCGGAAAGUUUGAAUUGCUUACAAGAAAGUUGUGGUCAAAAAUCUGUUUAUUCGUGUAUUUUUUGACGGUACUGGAACUCAUAUAAAAUUUCUGACACCUUAUCAUUAUUUCCAGAAUGAAAAAGAAAAAAAUAAAUAUUUGGAGCUUAGCGGUUCAUGAGUCACAAAUUUUUUUGAUUGGAAGGUUCUUUUUUUCGAUUUUUCCUUUUUUUAUCAGUUAAAAAAACCCUUUGAAGCUCAUACUAGCUUUGAAUUGAGAAAAGAAAAAAAUUCUGAAAGUUUAGAAGCGUCAUAGUUUAUAUAUAAACCAGAAAAAUACAAUCAAAAAACUUUAAGUCACACCUCCGCAAUAAUCCAAAAGCACUUACUUUUGUAGUUUGGAUAAACUAAAAAUCGUCUUUUCAGCUCGUUGCCAUUCCGACAUGCGAGUUGCUGCCAAAUCGAUUGACGCAGCCAACGAUGUCAUGUUGGUCGUCGAGAAUUUCAAGUAAGAAAGAAUACCAUCCUUUCGAAAGCCAUUUUUUGAUUUCCAGGUCGGGAAUCCCUCGUCCUUCUCCCUUUUCUUUUGAAGACCUUGGACGUCCGGACGCUCUUCUGAACGGCUCCGGUGAGAUCAAAAAAAUGUUAUCUCUCUUGAAAAGCAAUUUUUAACAGAUAAUGUCGAUGCAACGAUCAAAAAAGGAACUUUGUUGGGUCGCAAGGAUGCCAAAAGCGGUGUUGUUCGUAAGCAAUCGAUGCAUCAGAAGUUCUUCGGAGUCGGUGGAGGAAGCGAUAAGAAGGUGACUUUAAUUUUUGCAGUUCAAAUAAGAGUAUUUUUUUAUACAAAAAAAGGCCACUUGACUUUUUUUGUGCCAGAGUACUGACAUACUGAAAAAAAAAUAAGAAGAAACUUCAAAAAUGGAAAAACCCAUUCUCAAUUAUUUUGAUGAUUAUGAUGAUUAGGAUAAUUCGAGUCACAUAAAAGUUCAUUUUUCGCAGAGCUCAAAAAAAAACUAAUCAAAAAUUUCAGUCCGACAACGGCGAAUACGGGAACCUUCCCCCUCAACAGCGAGCGCGGAAAAUUGCCGGCAAGCUGGCUGAGAUCGAAAAAGAUCGCGAGCGGGCGAUUCAAAGCCGUGAAGGAGUCAGCAAAAUGCAGAACGCUUACCGUUCAAAUCCGAAGCUUGGAAAUCCUGCCGACUGCGACGCUCAACUUUCGCAAUACGCCCAGGAAAUCGACGCUCUCACAGUUCAAAUCGGUCGUCUCCGCGGUCUUCUUGAAGAGACUAAUGCUCAGCUAGGUUUGUGAUCCGAUCAACGUUUUAUUCUCAGUUAAACUGUAAUAGAAAACUGUCAACAAAAAAAAAUGAAGCGCGCUUUUUUCAAUCUAUCCUUCCUGCCUUACAUAUUAAUAAGGAUCGACUAUGAACAAUUCAGAGGCAGUAUAUCAGUCUUAUAACCCUUUAGAAUUGUUCUCUUAAGUUUUCUAUUACCAUAUUCAUUCUUGAGUGGCGACAAGAAGAACGAUAGCUAUGGUUAAAUAAUUUCCUUCUCCCCAAAAAAAAUAGUGAAGAAAAUCGGAAAUGAUUGUAAAAAUUGAGUAUUGCCCCGUUUAUCUUCUGAUCAAAUGAAAUGCAAACUUUGUAGUUUCUCGUCUAUUUCGCCAGAAAACGCUACAAAAAGAGAAAAAAUAAAAUUUUAUCUUUCAGGAAUCUCUGAGAGCGACACACCACCGUCGGUUCGGUCGUACUCCUCGGCCUCGAGUGCCGCUCCAAGAUCGACAACUCCUGCUCCAGCCACCCUCGAGCCUGAACACCAUCGCAACUCUUCGGACAACUGGAGUCGAUUCAGCGAGCAGAGCGCCGAGAACACGUUGGCGCCCAAUGGCACUGCUCCGAUCGCCAACAGAGAAGAGGUUGGGGCUUUCAGAAAUUUUGAAAAAGAGCUGUGCUCUGAGCCGACUGGGCUGGUCAUCGUAUUGUAACGCGGUUGCAAAGCCGAUAAAAUUAGCGACUUUUUGAAUUUUCCUGUCACUAAAGUCAAACAGAGUGUGCAAAUCAAAGACUGAUUGAUUGAAAAUAUUUUAUUUAUCAACACUAAGGGAUGUGUAUUUUAAAGUUGCAAUUGUCGGUUCGGUUAUUACGGCCCGCCCAAGCACAUCCCUGUUUUCGAAUAUUCAUAUGCCUUUUUUUGUUUCUUCUGGCAGCUGAUACUCAAACAGUUUUUUUUCAAUUUUAGAACUAGUCUGACUUAUAAGGUAAAUCAAUGGUACUCCUACAUCACAGCGCAAAUUGGUAUCCAAAAGCUUCGAUCGCGGGUUUAGCGAAAAUUGGUUUUUCGAAUCUUAGGACUUUGAUAAAGUCUUAUCAACUCUCUAAGUCUUAAUUCUCUCAAUUUUUAAAGGAGUCUCUGCCCAAGUCAGGCGAUUGGAGAAAAUUUCAUAAUAUUUUUGAAUUGGAAAAAAAGAAAAAAAAAUGCAAUAAUGCGUCAUUGAUACGCCUUCAGCAAAACAAAGAUAACUGAAUUAAACAACGAGACUUUUUCGCACGCGAAAUCGAAUUUUGUUCCGAUCUUUUUCGAUUCACUAUUAGAAUCACUCAUAAACGUUGUUGAAGAACAAGACAUCGAAAAUCGUCUACAAUGAAUUAAAUAUAGACAAAAAAUUUUCAAAAAAAGAAUACGUUAUGAAUACUUUAUUGAAAUGAGAUAUCAGGGCACCGAUAAUGAUUAACCUCAGCAACUGAAACGAAAUUCAUUUUUACUGAAAUAUUUAUUAAUAACCAACACCAAUACUGACAAAAAAAUGCAAAAAGGAUUGAAAAAAAUAAUUUUUAAAAAAAGCACUGAAAAAAAGUCAAAAAAAGAUCCAUCUCAUUAAAUUUUUGGAACGAAUGUCUUUUUAGUAUAGAGUUCAUACCCGAUCAAAAAUUAUUUAUCAAAAAGUAUUAAAAAAACUUUUUUUAAAAAAAGAGUGGACAAGUUUUCUAAUUUUUUUCCUUUAUCUAACCAUAAAAAAAUGAACCAAAAACAAACACAGCCCUAGAGAAAAUUUUGAAGUUUCUUUCAUAGUACUGACAAAAAUUGAUGAUUUAAGCAAUCAAUCACUCUUUUAAUACACAUUGGAAACUGUAAACUGAUAAAUAUCAAAUUUAUUUCAUUAUUAUUUUUACAGGUUUACGAAGAAUGCGCCCCACCGCCAUCGUUGGGCAGAGCCACGGCUCUGUUUGCCUUUGAAGGACAAGCCGAUGGAACGAUUCGUAUGAGGGAAGGAGAAGAGUUUUUCCUGGUGGAGAACGACGAAGGAGAUGGCUGGACUCGUGUCCGUCGGUUGGUCUUUUUCUUCAAAUUUUUUUCAAUUUCAGAGAAUUUCAUUUACCAACUAGUCGUUGUUUUCAGAAUCAAUGAGAAUCAAGAAGGCUUCGUUCCAUCGUCAUACUUGAGAUGCGAGUACUUCUAA
This is a messenger RNA of Caenorhabditis auriculariae, 8618 nucleotides long. NCBI's taxonomy places the organism in Eukaryota, Metazoa, Nematoda, Chromadorea, Rhabditida, Rhabditidae. The record is from the annotation of a GenBank genome assembly.